Messenger RNA from Babesia bigemina, 504 nucleotides. RefSeq lists its product as hypothetical. The transcript is spliced from 2 exons. The coding region runs from base 1 to 504 and encodes 167 amino acids. Gene Ontology annotation, biological process: RNA processing. Gene Ontology annotation, molecular function: RNA binding. The record is from RefSeq and is a predicted model, not a curated record. Gene Ontology annotation, cellular component: exosome (RNase complex). NCBI's taxonomy places the organism in Eukaryota, Apicomplexa, Aconoidasida, Piroplasmida, Babesiidae.
AUGACAAAUAGAGUUGUGUUGCCGGGGUUCUGUCUGGGCGCCUCCGCGGCCAAGUGUGCCGACGACAACGUCCACGUCCGGAACACGCUCAUCCACUCCGCUGUGCUCGGCACCGCCACCGUUAAUCAGGAUUCCAAGGACGGGGUAAGUGGCUGCGCCGCUGUGUUGCCUCAUCGGUUUCAGGUGCCCACGAUCGCACUCCGUACCUGCGCCACCGCCGCCCCGGCCGUCGGCGCUAUCGUUGUCGCGCAGGUGUCCAAGCUGACGGCGAAUCAGGUCGAGUGCUGCAUCGUCUGCAUCGGUGACAAGCCGGUGCCCGAGGGGCUGAAGGGCGUCAUCAUGAGCAGCAACAUCCACGAGUCGAAGGCCAUCGACUCCACGGUGUACGAAUGGUUCCGCCCCGGCGACUUCGUCCGCGCACGCGUCAUUUCCACCAAAAGGAUGGUGCCGAUUUCGUGGAAGUUUUUCCUCGGUUACAAAUCGGGGGUAGUGGUGAAAAGGUGA